Molecule: messenger RNA, 888 nt
Organism: Pogonomyrmex barbatus (red harvester ant)
Lineage: Eukaryota; Metazoa; Arthropoda; Insecta; Hymenoptera; Formicidae
Source: RefSeq, a predicted model, not a curated record
CUCUCUUUCUCUCUCUCAUCCGUCUUUCUUUCUCUUUUUGCCCCUUCUUCCUCCUGACUCGGAAUCUCGAUCUCUCUCACUCAAUCGCAUCCUUGCGUUCGUCUGUCCCGCAUCUCGUCAUCCCUAUCCAAUUCUCUCCUCUUCCUCUGUUUCGUUCGGAGCACGUUCGGAUCCGCGGAUAACGCGCGCGUCCCACCCCGAGCAUGUCGGAGCCGCGUUAAAACCACGCGUGUAACCGUUAAUUCACGCGUCUGUCAGUCGGUCGGCGACAGUCUAACGGAGGUCCACGCGCGCCGCGAGAUCGUCGCACCGACGACGACGUUUACGCGGCCGUCGUCGUCGACCGCACGCAGUGACACGCGCAAGGAGCGGCGGCACCAGCCGCAGCAGCCAAGAACCAACGGCGAGAGACAACUCCUCGCCGGCAAGAAGGGGAGAAGAAACAGCAGCAGCGAGCGCCGUCGUUCCGCCGUCAUCGUCAUCGUCGUCGGCGUGAUGAACGCACAUCCGGGCCGAUGCUCGUCCUCGCGCGUACCCCGUCGUCGGUGAUACGGGGGUACGUCGCGCGCGCGCCGAUUUCACACGACAAACAUGCAUCGAGCAUGCCAUGCGCACUUAACGGGGAGGUAAUCGCGUUGCACACCUGGCGCAACAUGCAUCCUUCCACGCCCUUGCCGCAGCAGCAGCAGCAGCAGCAGCAGCAGCAGCUCGACCAUCUCGCCAGGGAUAUCGAACUGGCCGCAUUCGAUGAGGAAUCUGUCGCAAUUAUGGCAGUUAUCGAACUCGAUGUCUCCACCGAGAGGAGCAAGCGUGGGAUGUAGUUGACACUACCUUCCACCUAGCGAGAGCACGACGACGACGGAGGUGGAGGACGAGGGAGGAGGAGGA